CUUUUCCAACAUCAUAAUUAGUAUAGAGUAUUUUUCUGCUUUACAGGCCGGUAACCGCUGAGGAAAAAAAAAAAAAUGAAAGCUUGUUGUAUUCACUUUUAGGGAGCCCACUUCUGUUUCUUUUCCGGUCUACCUCUCCUGCUCUCCUUCUCAGUCUCUCUAAAAGAUUAAGUAAAGCUUAAAUGUGGAAGCUGAAGCAGCUGAUACCGGGGGACGAUGAUGACAGAGAGGCGAGCUUGUCGGAUGAAGAAUCAGACGGCUUCUGUUCCCUCUCUUACACGCAGAGAAUGUAUGCUUUCGCUGCGUGUUUGGUCGGUGGUUUCGCUUGUAUGUUUCUGUCAAUGAUUGUGUUUCUCAAACCCAUCAAAUUCGCAAUAUUAUUCACCUUUGGCAACGUAUUGGCAGUUGGAAGCACAGCCUUCCUUAUUGGACCUGAACAACAGUUAAAUAUGAUGUUUGAUUCCACACGUCUUUAUGCAACAGCUGCAUACCUUGGAUUUGUUGUUAUAGCUCUCAUUUCUGCUCUCUGGAUCCAUAACAAAAUUCUAACAAUACUCGCAAUCAUUUGUGAAAUCUGUGCUCUUAUCUGGUACAGUCUAAGUUAUAUUCCUUUUGCUCGCAGAAUGGUUUCUGAAUUAAUGGUUCGAUUUUGUGACACUGAGCUCUAGACAAUGCAAACUCAGAGGACAGUAUUUAGAUGAGACACUGUAGCGGUCUGUUUUCGCUCAAGGUUAUUUGAUUGAUUUGUGUUUUCAUGGCUUGUGAUUGUUAUAAUAGUGACAUUUGAGAAAAGAAUUCUGUGAAGGCCAAUGCCAACAUUAGCAACAACACUAAUUUGUGAAGCUAAUUUUUUUUUACUUGGUUGAAAUUUUAUCUUA
Messenger RNA from Pistacia vera, 878 nucleotides. Its product is annotated as vesicle transport protein SFT2B. Lineage: Eukaryota; Viridiplantae; Streptophyta; Magnoliopsida; Sapindales; Anacardiaceae. The coding region runs from base 183 to 668 and encodes 161 amino acids. The transcript has 6 exons. Gene Ontology annotation, biological process: vesicle-mediated transport. Gene Ontology annotation, cellular component: membrane. The record is from RefSeq and is a predicted model, not a curated record.